CGCGCCUGGGGCAGAGUAUCCACUGUCAUGGGCGCCGCAGGCUCCCGCGCACUCUCCCGCCUCGGCCUCCCCGCACCCUCGCGGCCCGCGUGGCUCGGUGUCGCCGCGCUGGGGCUGGCGGCGGUGGCGCUGGGGGCAGUGGCCUGGCGCGCGCGACCCGGGCGACGGCGGCGGAAGCAGGUGGGCACUGUGGCGCAGCUCUGGGUCUACCCGAUCAAGUCGUGCAAGGGAGUGGCGGUGCCCGAGGCCGAGGUGACGGCGCUGGGGCUGCGCGUGGGACACCUGCGCGACAGGUUCUGGCUGGUGAUCAACGAGGAGGAGAACAUGGUCACUGCACGGCAGGAGCCCCGCAUGGUCCUCAUUUCUCUGACCUGUGACGGCAAGACCCUGACUCUCAGCGGGGCCUACACCGAGGACCUGCUGCUGCCCAUUGAGGCCCCCGCCACCAACCCAGUGCGCACGUGCAGGGUGCAUGGCCUGGAGGUGCAGGGCCGGGACUGCGGCGAGGAGGCUGCGCGGUGGAUAACCAGCUUCCUGCAGUCGCAGCCCUAUCGCCUGGUGCAGUUCGAGCCCCACAUGCAGCCCCGGAGCUCUCAGCAAAUCAGGGCCGCCUUUGGGCCUUCGGACCAGGUCGCCUACUCGGAUGCCAGCCCAUUCCUGGUCCUUUCUGAGGCCUCUCUGGUGGAUCUGAACUCCAGGCUGGCGAAGAAAGUGAAAGCAUCUAACUUCCGGCCCAACAUUGUCGUCUCCGGAUGCAGCGCCUUUGCAGAGGACUCCUGGGACGAGGUCCUGGUUGGGGAUGUGCGGCUGAGAAGAGUGAUGGCCUGCUCCAGGUGUAUCCUCACCACUGUGGACCCAGACACGGGCGUCAUGAACAGAAAGGAACCACUGGAGACCCUGAGGAGUUACCGCCAGUGUGACCCUUCGGAAAAGAAGCUAUACGGACAGUUACCGCUCUUUGGACAGUACUUUGCUCUGCAAAAUCCAGGGACAAUCAGAGUGGGCAAUGCCGUAUAUUUGAUGAGCCAGUAAUAUCAGAUGUCUUCCUAAUGUCCUAAAAGAUGACCAUGUCCAGUAUCCACAAUUAAGGAAAAGUUUAGUUCGGCCCACAGCUCCAAGAGAUUCAGUUCAUAGCAGUCAAAUCUAUGUCUGCUUUGUAUCUUCAGAUCUUCAAUUUCUGUGCUUUUUCUAGGGAUGAUUAAAUUAGAGCUAGGUGAGACAGAUGAGGCUUCCUGGGUGGUGUGGUUUAGAUCUGAAAUGUCCAUCACAAGUCUCCAGUGGGCAGAAGGCAGCUGGAUGAUGGGGGAUGGUGAGCAUAGUGUACUCAUCCAUUGAUGAAUCCCUGGUAAUUUCUUAACGCAGUUGGGUGGAUGGAUCGUGGUUAACCAGCACAAUUUACCCCUCUCACCUUGACAGGCAGACAUUCCCUUCAAUCAUCCUUAACUUCUAAGUAGAAACAAUAGUGAGCUCAUAGUUAUGCUUGACAUGCUACAGCUACCACGCACGCAACCAAAAAUGUAGUGAUCGCCUCCCCAAAGACCCAAAAGCGUCAAAAUUUUUCAAGAGCUCAAGUCCAAGUCUUUUCUGAGACUCAAGACACAUUCUUAGCUGGAAACUGUAAAAUAAAGAAAUAAAAAUUGUAUAAUUGUAAAUCAC
Messenger RNA from Cavia porcellus (domestic guinea pig), 1656 nucleotides. It is a transcript of the gene Mtarc1, whose product is annotated as mitochondrial amidoxime reducing component 1. Bases 28 to 1032 code for a protein of 334 amino acids. Lineage: Eukaryota; Metazoa; Chordata; Mammalia; Rodentia; Caviidae. The record is from RefSeq and is a predicted model, not a curated record. Gene Ontology annotation, molecular function: molybdenum ion binding; molybdopterin cofactor binding; pyridoxal phosphate binding. Gene Ontology annotation, biological process: nitrate metabolic process. Gene Ontology annotation, cellular component: mitochondrial inner membrane. The transcript is spliced from 7 exons.